AUGAACGCCUCCCAAAUUGAAACCGUCUACGACUGUGUGGUGUAUCAAAGCAGCUCUGGAACCCUCAAGCUAAAUGAAGAGCACCUAAGCUUUCACACAGACCAAAAGGUCUCGAUGCUGCCCUGGAAGAAGAUCGUGGGUCGUCAAGUAAGUUCCUCGCACAUGAAGCCGAUGUUCAAGCUCGUCCUCAAGAGUGGAAGUGAAGCCAUAUUUCAAAUGCAAGACCGUGUCAGUCUUGAGGUUGUACGCGAUGAUCUUGGAGAGCGCAUGAGUUCGUGGCAAACGCUUCAUGUCGUGCCACCUUCUACCGGCAGCCACGAGGAAACGGUGCCUGCAGCCUUCCGAACCCCAAGGGCUCAGGAACAUCUGAAGAUCCCCACCUCGAUUCGCAAAGGUUCAGGAUCUGAAGAAGUGGUCAACAUGACCGGAAACACCGUUUCGGAACGUCUGAGCACUCCUUACCGCAUGGUAAAUCCUCGAGUGCUAUCUGAAGUAGCACCAUCCAAGGGCAAGAAACAAACCAAACGGCGUCAAAGCAUGCCAGAGCAGUCAACCAUGAAAGGGAAGGAAGCCAACAUAAAACAGACAAAAGAACGGUCCCAGCAACGAAGAGCUUCAAGCAUGGGACCACCACAAGUCAGCAGUGCCAGCAGCAAGGCCGAACCAACGCCAACAAGGAAAAGUAGUGUCAACCAGCAGGAUGCGAUCAAAGCGGUUACAGGUCAGUUGGCUCCAGCACAAUCCAAGAGCAAGAAACAACCCAAACGGCGUCAAAGCAUGCCCGAGCAGUCGACCACGAAAGGGAAGGAAGCCACCCCGAAAGAUGGGUCGCCACAACGAAGUGCUUCGAGCAUGGGACCACCACGAAAGCCGCAGAGGCAAGGUAGUAGCAAAAAGCUGGAUGUGUCCCAAGAGACCACGGGUCGAUCUGCCACGCCCCGAGCCACCAAGAAAGCAACAGCUUCGAGCAACAAAACUACACGUCGACGAAGCCGCCGUUCUUCGGCCCCUGACUUCACUACCAAGAGCAUGCGACGCAGCAAUGUCGUUUGA
Molecule: messenger RNA, 1053 nt
Organism: Seminavis robusta
Lineage: Eukaryota; Bacillariophyta; Bacillariophyceae; Naviculales; Naviculaceae
Source: the annotation of a GenBank genome assembly